Bufo gargarizans (Asiatic toad) is the source of this 1281-nucleotide messenger RNA. RefSeq names its product ADCYAP receptor type I (gene ADCYAP1R1). The transcript has 12 exons. Gene Ontology annotation, molecular function: G protein-coupled peptide receptor activity; peptide hormone binding; vasoactive intestinal polypeptide receptor activity. Gene Ontology annotation, cellular component: neuron projection; plasma membrane. The coding region runs from base 1 to 1281 and encodes 426 amino acids. The record is from RefSeq and is a predicted model, not a curated record. Lineage: Eukaryota; Metazoa; Chordata; Amphibia; Anura; Bufonidae. Gene Ontology annotation, biological process: adenylate cyclase-modulating G protein-coupled receptor signaling pathway; cell surface receptor signaling pathway.
AUGGCCGUGAUGCACCCGUACUGUGUGAUCAAGAAGGAGGAGGAGCUGUGUGCAGAGAAAAUACAGAACUUCGAGGCUAAGAAGUGGAACGAUUCUCUGCCAGGGUGUCCGGGAAUGUGGGAUAACAUAACCUGCUGGAUGCCCACGGUGGUUGGCAAGGUUGCUUAUGUGCGAUGCCCGGCGUGGUUCAGCAUGAUCGAAUCUGAGUAUGAAAUGAUCAGUCGGAACUGCACUGAGGACGGCUGGUCGGAGCCCUUCCCUCAUUAUUCGGAUGCUUGUGGCUUUGACCCUAAUAAGACAGAUGUGAACGAGGACACUUACUUUUUGUCAGUGAAGGCCUUAUACACAGUCGGAUACAGCACGUCCCUCGUGGCUCUGACCACCGCCAUGGUCAUCCUUUGCCGCUUCAGAAAACUCCACUGCACCAGAAACUUCAUCCACAUGAAUCUAUUUGUCUCGUUCAUCCUGAGGGCCAUAUCCGUAUUUAUCAAAGACGAAGUUCUGUAUGCCGAGCAGGACAGCAAUCACUGCCACCUGUCCACCGUGGAAUGUAAAGCUGUGAUGGUGUUUUUUCACUACUGCGUCAUGUCCAACUAUUUCUGGCUCUUCAUCGAAGGCCUUUAUCUCUUCACGCUCCUGGUGGAAACGUUUUUCCCAGAACGAAGAUAUUUCUAUUGGUACACUAUAAUCGGUUGGGGUACUCCACUGAUAUGUGUGACCAUAUGGGCCGUCUUAAGACUCCAUUUUGAUAACGCGGGGUGCUGGGAAAUGAAUGACAGUGUGGCUCUCUGGUGGGUGAUUAAAGGUCCCGUCAUUGGCUCCAUCAUGAUCAAUUUUGUCCUGUUUGUGGGAAUAAUAAUUAUUUUAGUGCAGAAGCUUCAGUCCCCCGACAUCGGAGGCAACGAGUCCAGCAUUUACCUGAGGUUGGCCCGCUCCACACUCCUGCUGAUCCCGCUCUUCGGAAUCCAUUACACUGUCUUUGCCUUUUCACCUGAGAAUGUCAGUAAGAGGGAGCGGCUCGUGUUUGAGUUGGGACUGGGAUCCUUCCAGGGAUUUGUUGUUGCCAUUCUCUAUUGCUUCUUGAAUGGAGAGGUGCAAUCAGAAAUAAAGAGAAAAUGGCGGAGCUGGAAAGUCAAUCGGUAUUUUGCUGUGGAUUUCAAACACCGUCAUCCAUCGCUGGCGAGCAGCGGAGUGAACGGGGGGACACAGUUGUCCAUUCUGAGCAAGAGCAGCUCGCAGAUCCGGAUGUCCAGCAUAAAUGCGGAGAACCUGGCGACAUGA